CACACCUUCAGGGGUCUAGUGGAGUCCAUGCCUCGACGGGUCAGGGCUGUUUUGGUAGCAAAAGGGGACCAACACAAUAUUAGGAAGGUGGUCAUAAUGUUAUGCUUGAUCGGUGUAUAUGGGAAUCAAUUUGCCAUGCUCCAUUUGAGCUGCAGAAAUUAAAUUGAACUCUUUAUUUCUCUCACUCAAAAUGAUUUCUGGUUUAAAUUUGGUUUUCAGUUUUUUUUUUUUCAGACAUUUGGAUUUCAAUGUAUAUCAAAGGGCUCACACACACACACACACACACACAUAGGGUGAAUUCAGAGUGAUUGCCAUUGAGAUGAAUUGGAAAAAGUGUCCGAAUCACCUUGUAUUCACCCUGUAUUUAUGCUGUUUCUUCCUCUGAAAUGAUUUACAUGAUAUGAGAUGACUGUGGUUUGACACCGUUUGCCAAUCUGAGGUUUAUCUUACUGCAAGUGUUACAGAGGAAGUUAAUGUGGCCACAUGUGAUAAGUGGUAUUUGUGUGGCACACUAGCAGCGUCUCUUUACCUGAGCGGUUCUGUGUUUUUGAGUAUGCCAGAUUGUUUUGAAUUAUGUGCAUGUUCAUUUUUUAUAAGGAUUUAAUCAGUUUACUAAAAACAUUAGUGCAGUUUGUUCAGAUUAACACACUAAAUAGGCAACGAACAUCUCAAAACUCUUCUUGUUUACAUUCAGAACUUGAGCCAAAGUCUUUAUUGAAGUCUUUAUUAUUUAUUAAACUUUAUUUUUAUAUGAUUAACUUAACAAAAACAGUAAACUUAAGAGGUGGACAUUUUCACUAAAUUUAGGAGUUACUUUAAAUCACUGUAAAUGUAUUAUCCAGAUCUUAAAACCAUUCACAUCAGAUUAUUUAAAUGCAAAUGCAGAGAUGUGGGGAGUCAGAGGGUUGGGGUUGAGCGCAACGGGAAAUGUGAUUCAACUCUUUCUUUGUGUUGUUCUGUGUAAAGCCUGUGCGUUCCCAUGGGUACAAGCGGUGAGGAGCUCUACAGCUGAAGUUCCUCUUUUUAAAUGGGGUUCCCUGAUUGCAGUCGAGGGUCUGAGGAGUGUGUAAACUGUGGCAUGUGCCUGGGAUUAGGACAUUUCAUUGAGGAUUUUAGCAGCACCCUGAUGGUUAUAUGCUCCUUCAUGGCCUGAACUUCAAGCAACACUGAAGUUUGCUGGGACGUUUUCAGUUUGUAGCUGAAACAUGUUCCAGUUCAUCCGGAAACAAAUUCAUAAUCACCUUGUGAAGCGAAAAAUUAUGAAAACACGUCUUGUUACAAAGGACGGUCACUGCAACAUUAAAUUUGGGACUACUGAAUAUCACAGCCAUUUUGCUUUCCUUAAGGACUUCUGGACUACAUUUGUUGAGAUUCGCUGGUGUUUUGUAAUUGUUUUAUUUGCUGCUGCCUUCACUGGAAGCUGGUUCGUUUUUGGUUUGCUCUGGUAUUCGCUUGCAAAAAGUAACGGAGACUUAGAUGUUCUCCAGACCUCUUCUGAAUCCCAUCAGGUGAAAUGUAUAGAGAACAUUAACAGUCUUACAACCGCCUUCUUAUACUCUUUAGAGACCCAGACCACUAUUGGCUAUGGCGGUCGGGCUCUCACGGGUCACUGCCCGGGCACGGUCGCCCUGUUGAUCAUCCAGUCCCUCAUGGGCACCAUCAUAAACUGCUUUAUGUGUGGACUCAUUUUGGCAAAGAUCUCUCUCCCGAAGAGAAGAGCAAAAACGGUAACCUUCAGCGAAACUGCGGUCAUUUGUCUUUGGAAGGGGAAUCUGUGCCUCCAGAUACGAGUGGCCAACCUUCGAAAAACUCUUCUUAUUGGCAGCCACGUUUAUGGAAAGCUUCUGCAGACCACCAUUACUUCAGAAGGGGAGACCAUCAUACUGGAUCAGGUGAAUAUUGACUUUUUGGUGGAUGCUGGAAAGGACAAUCUGUUCUUUGUUUGUCCGCUUACCCUGUACCACGUGAUCGACAAAUCAAGCCCGUUUUCUGAGAUGGCUACGAACACUCUUCAGCAGCAGGACUUUGAGUUAGUGGUCUUCCUAGAUGGUACGGCCGAAUCCACCAGCUUGUCCUGUCAAGUCCGAACUUCGUACCUUCCACAGGAGAUCAAGUGGGGUUACAACUUCCUGCCCGUCAUCUCUCGCACCAAGGGUGGGAAAUACCGCGUCGACCUGUCCAAUUUUUCCAAAACGGAACCAGUGGUGACUCCGCACUGCGCUUGCUGUUUUCACAACGAACAUAACAAGGAGAUUAUUCUCCACCGACACGGACGUGAAGGCAUCGAUAACCUGGGAUUUGAUGUUAUUGACCUUCAAGACUCUGUUGAUGUAACUGAGAAGGGUGAUUAAGGGUUUGCUACAGCAGUGACUGAUUGAGAGGAACACAAGUAUGAAGUAAACAUCCUGUGAAAGUUAGAAGCCACAUAAAAAAGAGAGAGAGGAAGAGUUACUUUCACUAACAAACGGGCUGUGUUCCAAAACCUGAGCUGCCUGUGUAGUCAGACUAUUAAGGCAUUAUUUGUGCUUCUGACAAUUAUGCUGCUAAGAUACCUUGUUUUGAUUAAAUUGUAAUUUAAAUUAAAUUGUCAGUGGCUCAUGGUGGGUAAAGUGAGAGAAUUUUGUGUGUGUGUCUGUCUAUCUACAGUCAAACCAAAACUUAUUCAGAUAUUUUUGACAUAAUUUUUACUAGUGGGUGCAGGACACUAUAGUUAAUUUAUGUAAGU
Molecule: messenger RNA, 2725 nt
Organism: Megalobrama amblycephala (Wuchang bream)
Lineage: Eukaryota; Metazoa; Chordata; Actinopteri; Cypriniformes; Xenocyprididae
Gene: kcnj1b
Product: potassium inwardly rectifying channel subfamily J member 1b
Exons: 3
Coding region: 1206-2351 (381 amino acids)
Biological process (GO): potassium ion import across plasma membrane; regulation of monoatomic ion transmembrane transport
Cellular component (GO): plasma membrane
Molecular function (GO): ATP-activated inward rectifier potassium channel activity
Source: RefSeq, a predicted model, not a curated record